AAAAGUUUAGAGCAACGAUAUGUAGACGAACAUACGGCGCACUUCCCCACCGAGUUUUUGUUUGCCUGCGCGACUGGUUGAGUCCUAUUAAUUGGGUGUAAAAGUGAGAUAGGCUGCUCUGAGGGGAACAUAAGGAGACGACUGAGGCGCUUCAGCCCAGGAAAGAAGUGCCGUGAGAAAGAUACCGUCUAUCUCUCUCACACACCACCACCACCACCACCACCAUCACCAACAACAACAACAGCACCACAACAGCCGCGCCCGGAUCACAUCCUUACAGCACAGCGCUCUCCCUGCCUUCCUGCUAUAGCAUGGCCAGUUCGAGUAAAGCGACUUUAAUCUUGCUCAUCUACGGAAUCUUAAUGCACUACAGCGUCUUCUGCACACCUAUCGGACUAAGUUACCCUAAGAUUAGACUUGAAAACGACGCCUUCGAUGAGGAUGGGAACUCGUUAUCCGACAUGGGUUUUGAUAGCGAUCAGAUUGCUAUACGAAGCCCGCCAUCCUUAAACGACGACGCGUUCACUCUCUACUACCCGCCAGAGAAGAGAGCAGAAAGGCAUGCUGAGGAAGAAUUAGAUAGAGCCUUGAGGGAGAUCCUGGGUCAGUUAACAGCGAGACAUUAUCUGCAUUCUCUGAUGACAAUUCGUGCAGGCGAGGACAACAGCAUGGAGGACGAGUCAGAGCCCUUAUCCAAAAGACACUCAGAUGGGAUCUUCACCGACAGCUACAGUCGCUAUAGAAAGCAGAUGGCCGUGCAGAAAUACCUGGCAGCGGUUCUGGGAAGAAGGUACAGACAGAGAGUUAGGAACAAAGGACGCCGACUUGCCUAUUUGUAGCGUUGUUAAAGCGCCCAAACUGCCCUCCUGUGUAUAUACAUCCAGUCGUUAAAUCAAAGUCAUUCAGAUAUAUCUGAUCAACCAGUGGAUUGCGCCUGUGUUCUUUCAACAUGUAUUUAUGUAUGAAGUAAAGCCAUUAAAAUGAAUAUUUUAAUAAUAAUAUCGUUUUUUUUUUCCUUUUUGUACAAAAGCACUUGAUAACGCACAGUUGUGGACCAAUAUUUUAUUUUCAAUGUCAAGAUGUUGAAAAAAUAUAUAUAAAAAAACACAAACAAAAUGACUUUAAAAAAAAAAAAGAAGAAGAAGAAAUCAGAAAAAAAAAAGAUAAUUGUGCACCUUCAACGUUAUGCGCUUGAAAUCUUUAAAGGUCAUCUACAUAUGCAGAAAAUAAAUAGAUUUUAAAAAGACAAUCAAAGUAUUGAAUGUUAUACUUAUUUUUGUAACCAACGUUCUAUUUUUUUAGUGUUGUUUGUUUUCCAAACAGGCCCAAAGAAGCAGUGAGCAUGCUAUGUGAGGCAUAUCCGGCUUAUCCUAAAUGAUAGAUGUUGCCCUUGUCCACCCUUCUCCUCGCUCCCUUAAUGCGAGCUCUGUGGGUUUGUAUGGCUUGCUGCCCCUCCAGGGGAAUCCAGAUGGCUUCUGUUGUACGGCCUUUCAUUUGAUGGAUAACUGAUUGACUUACACGGUUAUUCGUGUAGCUGGUGGUAAAAUCCAACCCUCUUGGAAGAAAAAAAAAACAAAACAAAACAACCAAACAAACAAACAAACAAAAAAAACUUGCAGGCUUUUGCAAGGGCAUCACACUGAAGCUAAAGGAAGCACUCAAGUUGCUGAUGAGAGUAUGCGGCAAACACUGCUUGCUCACUUGCCUCAAAGUCAUUUACUGCGGGAGAUAACUCGUGCUCCACAGGACUGUGUAAAGAAUGUUCCAUAUGUGUGUGUGUGUGUGUGUGUUAUGUACAGUACAGAAAUUACACGGUGCACAUAUUCAUUUCAAUGUUGUCUGUGUUGAGCCAACAGAAUUACGUGGAGGAAUGUGCUUCAGCUGUUGAUUGUGAUUGGUCGCAGCACUGAAAAUAUUCAGAAAGGACUCAGAACCUGUAAGAUUCAGGGAACCAAGUGUUUUCUGACAGGAGGUGGAGAGGAAAGGUAGCGUCUGAGUUGCAGCUGGAGGUCUUUAUCUUAUUUCUUAUUUAUUGGUGCAUGUGGAAGUUGACAGAUUGCUGAUUUUGCAUAGAAACUGCAUGUCAUCGUGCUUUAUUUUUUGGGACUGUGCUAUUUGGGAGGUGCUAAGCUUAUUUCAGCACCUCUCCACCCCCACCCCCAUCCCCCUUAGAUGUGUAGGGAAAGUGAACAAGGAGGGCUAGAAGUGGUGGAAACUGGUACUGCACUGACUUGUUGAAUUUUCACUUCCCCCUGCUGCUGUCAUUGUGCAUAUCACAAGGCGCGACACUGGACCUGGAUUCCCCCCCCACACCAGUUUUCGCUGAACGCCUUCUUCCUAGUAGAGGUCCUUUUAGAGCUUCUUUUGCUUCCAGAUCGCCGUGCUAAAAUAGUUGACUUGACAGUGCUGUGGUUCAUCGUUAAGACAAAGUUGAUCAGUGUGUUGGAUGUCUACAGGGGUAUGUGCAGCGAGGAUGUGAUGAAGAGAUGAUGUUAGGCGAGCGUGAGAGAGAGAGAGAGAGAUGCAUGGAGAGGAUGAGAGUAGGAGACAAAGAGAGACCGUGUGUGUGUGUGUGUGUG
This is a messenger RNA of Scatophagus argus, 2579 nucleotides long. It is a transcript of the gene adcyap1b, whose product is annotated as adenylate cyclase activating polypeptide 1b. Gene Ontology annotation, molecular function: pituitary adenylate cyclase activating polypeptide activity; peptide hormone receptor binding; neuropeptide hormone activity. The coding region runs from base 312 to 839 and encodes 175 amino acids. Gene Ontology annotation, biological process: positive regulation of GTPase activity; neuron projection development; adenylate cyclase-activating G protein-coupled receptor signaling pathway. Gene Ontology annotation, cellular component: perikaryon; extracellular region; neuron projection. The transcript has 5 exons. The record is from RefSeq and is a predicted model, not a curated record. NCBI's taxonomy places the organism in Eukaryota, Metazoa, Chordata, Actinopteri, Scatophagidae.